UAGGUUGAAUAGGAAAUGGUUAGCAGAACGGGUAAGCAGUAUGGAAGCAAGGCUAUAAAACCGAUCGGAAGUGCGGAAAAAAGCUUAGUUUUGGUCAGAUUACCAUUCCAUGCAGUGCAGGUGUCGGAACGAGGUGUCGGAGACGCUGAAGUAUACAGUGCAUACGGUGUUGAAAUCAGUGCAUCAGCUUUCUUCAAUCAACUGUAUAUCAAAUCGUAUCGUCAAAUUUACGCCACCAAGGAAAUAUCUCGAGAUAUGGCGAUAUUGACGGUAACGAUUGCAGCUUUGCUCGUAAUGACAUCAGCUGAAAGUAUCGAACGUCGUCGUCCUUUUCAUCGCCGUGGUUCUACAACUACGACCAGCUAUCCCUUGACAAUUGACAACGAAGGGUCAGAGAGCAACUUCAAACUUCGCGGAAAAGAUCCAUUUUCAGCAAAGGAUUCAACUCCAGUAACGAAAAUUAUCGGUGAUAGUUCUUCUGGGAAUUUUAAAUUAGAAGGCAAUAAAUUAACGUCGUUCUCCGAGUACACAUUUGGUAGCAGUAAACAAACCUAUAGUGGUCCAGAUGGUAACAUUUCAGAUGGAUCUAUAUCCGAUGAAGACAAGAACUUCAGCAGCUUCAAAAAUCAUAAAAAGAUAUCAUUGCUUCCUACGACGAACGCUAGCAGUAAAGAUCGGAAACCAAACAGUGGAGCAUUUGAUUUUCUGAAUGGUGAUUUCGUAAAACCUAAAGUGACAGCUGGUAAAGCACACAUGCUAGAAGCAACCUCAAUAGCCGCUCAAGUUGGCAAGACAAAAACUUCAUCUGCAAUCUCUAGCAAGUUUUCAAUUUCACAUCCCUCGCCUAGUAGUAACAAGGCAUCUGUCAAACUGGCCCACUUAGAUGAUUCUGCCGUAUAUGAGGUGUAUGCCAGUCUUGACCACUCUUCAGGAAAGACCAAAUUUGGCACAUCUCCUACUUCUUCGGCAACUACAGGCUCAUAUAGUUUCGAAGGCAAUAUUAAGAAAGUACCUCUAAAAUAUGAAGAGGGUGUUACUGGAGGAGUUGCUGGGAAUGGCAGACAGAAAUCAAAAUUGUCAACAGACACUUUUGGUAGCGGUUCACUUGUAUCUGCGAGUAAUUUCCAUUCAAGUCUUGGGAGUUUCGACAGUGACAAUUACAGUACGGGAAAGAAGCAGCAGCAAAGUAUUUCAAACUCACCUAUUAACAAGUACAACUUUGCUGAACCGCCAUCAUUGGUCAAGUCAACUUUAAAUACUCUCAAACACUUUGGCGCAGGAUUAAUAGGUAAUGAUAAAGGGGCUGUCCGUGUUCGAUACGAUCUGGAAAACAAAGAUAACUAUAAAAUUGGAUCCAAUUUUGGAAAGGGUCGCUAUGAAACUGACGAAAACUAUGAAAAUUCGGAAGAACCAGCACAUAGUAAAGGAAAGUUUUCCGGGAGUGCUGGGUCAGUCAGUGUCGGAGCAGUGGAAUUGAGAAGCAAGUUUGCCUCAGAUUUCGACGUAAAAAAUAUUAAACUAGUUAACGACGGUGUCGGAUUCAGUAAUAUUGGCCACACACUUUCUGGCUCACUGAAAAACCACAUUUCCCCACAUUAUAAACAUUCCCAGUCAAUACUUAACAUGCAACAUCAUCAACAAAAGCAAACACAUCAUCAGUCGGCACAGUCACUUGCACAACUACACACAAAUACACUCGGCAAUACUGGUAGCCUAGACAAUCCUAAGCCACUCGACUUCCGACCAAAAUUUAAAUUACAAGAUGUCCCUAAUUUAUAUCCCGCCGACCAUCUAGGUGCUGGAAUAGAAGCUAAGGGCCAGAUUGAGAACUUGCUGAACGCUGAGCAUGCACCGAAGGACGAGUCUCUAGUGACACAGCUACUUGGUGACGGUAGUCCAACCAGUCGACCUCAUUACCAUCACUUUUUGAAGUCUCAGGAGGAUAACAAACUGGAGAAAGAGGCUCUACGACAGCAGAUUGAAUUUCUAAAGGCCCAGGCAGCAAAACGACCCGUCGAUCACAGUAAUUUUAACCAGCCGGCGAUUGUUUCAAACGCGCAGAAAUUUCGACCGCUUCAUCGCAUUCCUUCUCACGUUCGACUUGGCGUAAAAGCUCCUUAUCCACUUCCACGUAUUCCACAUUACAAUGAUCGUCCGUAUAGCAUCAGUUUCAAAAUAUAAAUCUGACUCACAACUGGCGUAAUGGUAAUGGUAUUGCCAGAGGUAUUUGUUGUUUUAACUCUCCAACUCUUAUUCCCCUCUACUCCUAAGAUUGCGAACAUUUAUUAAAAUGUGUUACAUUUCUUGGUAAAUUAUUAUGUUCAUAUUAUUUAUUAUAUCGUUGGAUACAAAGUAAUAAAAAGUAAAUAGUAUUCAGAACAGUUUGCUAAGCAGCACGCAA
This is a messenger RNA of Anopheles gambiae (African malaria mosquito), 2401 nucleotides long. RefSeq lists its product as uncharacterized. The transcript has 4 exons. The record is from RefSeq and is a predicted model, not a curated record. Bases 16 to 2181 code for a protein of 721 amino acids. Lineage: Eukaryota; Metazoa; Arthropoda; Insecta; Diptera; Culicidae.